Hyaloperonospora brassicae is the source of this 342-nucleotide messenger RNA. The record is from the annotation of a GenBank genome assembly. NCBI's taxonomy places the organism in Eukaryota, Oomycota, Peronosporomycetes, Peronosporales, Peronosporaceae.
AUGGACGUGAAACUGAACGCCGACACGUACAUCGACACGUACAUCGACUCACUGGGAAACUAUUUUGUUGUCGUUUGCACACAGUUCCCGGACGUGAAUCCGAUCGAAGACUGGUGGGGCAUCUUGGCGAGCGUUGUCUGCGCAUCGGGCAACGGAUACGAGACGACAUCGGAGCUGGUCGCGGCGGUCAAGAAAGCGUGGGGUGGGAUUGCCACGACGACGCUCGCCAACUUGGUCGAUUCCAUGGAAAUGCGCUGCCUGCCUGUGUUCAAAGGCGACGGCGAGCAGAUCAAGUGCCGAAGACUUUCCGAUAUCGAAAGAAUGGCGUUGGGCGUUCAGUAG